Lonchura striata (white-rumped munia) is the source of this 3039-nucleotide messenger RNA. The record is from RefSeq and is a predicted model, not a curated record. NCBI's taxonomy places the organism in Eukaryota, Metazoa, Chordata, Aves, Passeriformes, Estrildidae.
ACCAACGGCCCCGAGUGCCUCAGCAAGUGCCAGCUGCUGCUCGAGCGCGGCAGCUCCUCGUACUCGCAGCUCCUGGCCGCCACGUGUCUGACCAAGCUGGUGUCGCGCAGCUCCAACGCGCUGCCCCUGGAGCAGCGCCUCGACAUCCGGAAUUACGUGCUGAACUACCUGGCCACGCGGCCCAAGCUGGCGGCGUUCGUGACGCAGGCGCUGAUCCAGCUCUACGCGCGCAUCACCAAGCUGGGCUGGUUCGAGUGCCAGAAGGACGAGUUCGUCUUCAGGAACGUCAUCAGCGACGUCACGCGCUUCCUGCAGGACAGCGUGGAGCACUGCAUCAUCGGCGUCAGCAUCCUGUCCCAGCUCACCAACGACGUCAACCAGGCGGACACGUCGCAGCCGCUGACCAAGCACCGCAAGGUGGCCUCGUCCUUCCGCGACUGCGCCCUGCUCGACGUCUUCACGCUGGCCUGCAGCCUGCUCAAACAGGCCUCGGGGAAGAGCCUGCACCUGCCUGACGAGAGCCAGCAGGGGCUGCUGAUGCAGCUGCUGAAGCUGACGCACAACUGCCUGAGCUUCGACUUCAUCGGCACCUCCACGGACGAGUCCUCGGACGACCUGUGCACCGUGCAGAUCCCCACCAGCUGGAGAUCGGCGUUCCUGGACUCGUCCACCCUGCAGCUCUUCUUCGACCUCUACCAUUCCAUCCCCCCCUCCUUCUCGCCCUUGGUGCUCUCGUGCCUGGUGCAGAUCGCCUCGGUGCGCCGCUCGCUCUUCAACAACGCCGAGCGCGCCAAGUUCCUCUCGCACCUCGUGGACGGCGUCAAGCGCAUCCUGGAGAACCCCCAGAGCCUGUCGGACCCCAACAAUUACCACGAGUUCUGCCGGCUGCUGGCCCGCCUGAAGAGCAAUUACCAGCUGGGCGAGCUGGUGAAGGUGGAGAACUACCCCGAGGUGAUCCGGCUCAUCGCCAACUUCACCGUCACCAGCUUGCAGGUGCGGAAAAACGGGAAUUCCCACCCGAAGGAUGGCCUGGAGGACCCUCUGGAGGACACGGGGCUGGUGCAGCAGCAGCUGGACCAGCUGUCCACCAUCGGGCGCUGCGAGUACGAGAAGACGUGCGCGCUGCUGGUGCAGCUCUUCGACCAGGCCGCCCAGUCCUACCAGGAGCUGCUGCAGAGCGCCAGCGCCAGCCCCAUGGACCUGGCGGUGCAGGAAGGGCGGCUGACGUGGCUGGUUUACAUCAUCGGCGCCGUCAUCGGCGGCCGCGUCUCCUUCGCCAGCACGGACGAGCAGGACGCCAUGGACGGGGAGCUGGUCUGCAGGGUGCUGCAGCUGAUGAACCUGACGGACUCGCGGCUGGCGCAGGCGGGCAGCGAGAAGCUGGAGCUGGCCGUGCUCAGCUUCUUCGAGCAGUUCCGCAAGAUCUACAUCGGGGACCAGGUCCAGAAAUCCUCCAAGCUCUACCGGCGGCUCUCGGAGGUGCUGGGGCUGAACGACGAGACCAUGGUGCUGAGCGUCUUCAUCGGGAAGAUGUUUCCCGGGAAUUCCCGGGAAUGUGGGAAUUGCUCCUUGACGGCCGGCACCUACAGCAGCGUGCGGAAGCUGGUGAAGCUCAGCGCCGUGCAGUUCAUGCUCAACAAUCACACGAGCGAGCACUUUUCCUUCCUGGGGAUCAACAGCCAGUCCAGCCUGUCGGACAUGCGCUGCCGCACGACGUUCUACACCGCGCUGGGCCGGCUGCUCAUGGUGGAUUUAGGGGAGGACGAGGAUCAGUACGAGCAGUUCAUGCUGCCCCUCACCGCUGCCUUCGAGGCCGUGGCUCAGAUGUUCAGCACCAACUCCUUCAACGAGCAGGAGGCCAAGCGCACGCUGGUGGGGCUGGUGCGGGACCUGCGCGGCAUCGCCUUCGCCUUCAACGCCAAAACCUCCUUCAUGAUGCUCUUCGAGUGGAUUUACCCCUCGUACCUGCCCAUCCUGCAGCGCGCCAUCGAGCUCUGGUACCACGACCCCGCCUGCACCACGCCCGUGCUCAAACUCAUGGCUGAGCUGGUCCACAACAGGUCCCAGCGGCUGCAGUUCGACGUCUCCUCUCCCAACGGGAUCCUGCUCUUCCGGGAGACCAGCAAGAUGAUCACCACCUACGGGAAUCGCAUCCUGACGCUGGGCGAGGUGCCCAAGGAGCAGGUGUACGCGCUGAAGCUGAAGGGCAUCUCCAUCUGCUUCUCCAUGCUGAAGGCGGCGCUGAGCGGCAGCUACGUCAACUUCGGCGUGUUCCGCCUGUACGGCGACGACGCGCUGGACAACGCGCUGCAGACCUUCGUCAAGCUGCUGCUCUCCAUCCCGCACAGCGACCUGCUGGAUUAUCCCAAGCUGAGCCAAUCCUACUAUUCCCUGCUGGAAGUGCUGACCCAGGACCACAUGAACUUCAUCGCCAGCCUGGAGCCGCACGUCAUCAUGUACAUCCUGUCCUCCAUCUCCGAGGGGCUCACGGCGCUCGACACCAUGGUGUGCACGGGCUGCUGCUCGUGCCUGGACCACAUCGUCACGUACCUGUUCAAGCAGCUCUCGCGCAGCUCCAAGAAGAGAUCGACGGCGCUGGCGCAGGACAGCGACCGCUUCCUGCACAUCAUGCAGCAGCACCCCGAGAUGGUGCAGCAGAUGCUCUCCACGGUGCUGAACAUCAUCAUCUUCGAGGACUGCCGGAACCAGUGGUCCAUGAGCCGGCCCCUGCUCGGCCUCAUCCUGCUCAACGAGAAGUACUUCUCGGACCUGCGGAACAGCAUCGUCAACAGCCAGCCCCCGGAGAAGCAGCAGGCCAUGCACCUGUGCUUCGAGAACCUCAUGGAGGGCAUCGAGCGCAACCUGCUCACCAAGAACCGCGACAGGUCAGCGCCGGCGCGGGACGGCGGGGACGGGACGGAGGGGACGGGACAGUGGGGACGGGACAGUGGGGACGGGACCGGGACAGAGGGGACAGGACCGGGACAGAGGGGACGGGACAGAGGGGACGGGACAGAGGGGACAGGACAGGUUUAUUGA